UUGUGUAUUACAUCAAUGCAUACUCUGACUUUGAUUCAAGAAUUCAAGAUGGUUUUUAAUGGGACUGAGUCUUAAAAUCACCAGGGCCCUGGUUUUUUCACGAAUAUAGAUAAUCAUUAUUAUCUACAUAUCUAUGGCUUUUUAAUUUCUUUGGCUUGAGCACAUGUGUUUGAAAAACUUUACUGAUAAACAAUUUUCUCUUCCAUAUUAUUGCGUUGCGCAGUAAAACAGAAACGUGCCGGGUUACCGAACGUCGAACACGCAGUUCUCAUAGUUUUUGCGUUUCCAAAGUCACAUGGUUUUUUGAAAAAAAAUAAUAUUUUAGUUUUUAAUUUAUAAGCAAGUUUUAGUUUUAUUUUGUCAUUUACUCUCGUAAUACAUUUUUUGACGUGUUGAUAUACCACAAAUAAAAGUGUUAGAAACAUAAAUUGAUGACCCUAUUAAACUUGAGUAAGUACUACUGAAGUUAAAACGCUUAGUAGCUUGAUUUACGAUUAGUUUUCGUGGAAAUCAAGUAUGUUAUUUUUGCAAUCGUUUUUACAUUAAACGAUUUGCUCAACAACAUAACUAAGUUGUUGCAAUGGUAUUUUGAAAAAUGCCCGAGUAAAGCUGUUUAUCCGUCGUUACGGAUUAAUUCAAGUUUUUUAAAUGACUACCAGUAUGAGUCAAGUAAUCGUACCAUCGUCAGUGCCUUCAGUUGCCAUGUCUACUAAAAGUGCGUGCAAUAAGGAAAAUAUACGCUCAAAAAAAUAUGCGCCCACGUCUGAGGAUAUUGAUGUAAACAAACAUAUCCAAUGUCAAUCUCCAGUGCCUGGUGAAGACAAACCACUACAGGAGCUUAACAAAUGUGACGAGGGUAGUGAAAUUAGUAGUAAUGAUAAAAAAAAAUUUGUGGAAGCUCCAUUACCUAAAACUAACCCAUGGACAGCAAAUAUAAGCGUAGCACAUGUUCGUUCAAAAGAGUCAGCCAAAGAAAAGGACCCAAUCGUUGGGGAAAAAAGAGUCUUGUUACCUCAGCAACAAACUAGUUGUGAUAUGUCAAGUAGCAAAUUCAAUAAGAUUAAAAAAAACAAAGAAUUAAAUGGUAUUGAGGCUUGGCCUUCUUUAGGAACUGCUCAAGGCCCAGAUAAAAAAUGUAUAUCACAAAGUGAAAACACUUCACCAAAUAUUCAGUCACAAUUGCCAAAAGUUAAUAAUUCCUCAUCUGCGAAAGAUGCCCAGACUUCUACUAAUGAGGUAACUUCAGCUAAAAAGUCUUGUCAAAAAAUAAAUGGUGUUAAAAAAAAUGAAACAAGCAAUGACUCCCCAAAUGUUAAUGAACAAGAAAACGGUACAAAUUCUGGUCAUUCAUCAUCUAAUGAAUCAAAUAAUAUUGAUAAACGAAAAAAAGUGAAACAUUCUAAAUGGACACCUCUUGAUAUUGAAAUAUCUAAAGAAAAUAGUUAUAGGAGCAGACUUUCAAAAUAUCGUAGAGAUCGAUCUGGUGGUCGAGACAAAAGUAAUAAUCAAAUUAGAAAUAAAAAUAGUCGCAAGGUUUCUGAUUUGUCAGAUAAUACUAUUUCUGAUUCUGAUAAACGUGAUGGAGGUCCAAUUCGCUAUCUGCGACACCAACGAUCUCGCAAUAGACUGCAAGAUGAAGAACCUAAGACUAACUCCCAAAAACCAUUAUCAGAUGGAAAAAAUGCUAGUUAUAAUUUUAAAGGAAGUGAUGUUUUGUACUCAGGUCCAUCCCGUUUGAAUUAUACCCAACCUUAUUGUGAAUUAGUUCCGUUUAUGACUUAUCCAGUGAUAAAUGAACAGACUGUGAUUAAUCUUCUUAAGCAACAAAUAUCUUACUAUUUUUCAACAGAUAAUCUUUGCAAAGAUACAUUCUUCAGGUUUCACAUGGAUGAACAAGGUUAUGUUCCUGUAACAUUCAUUGCAUCUUUUAAACGUGUAAGAGAACUUAGUCAAGAUAUUAGCCUUGUCAUGAAAGCUAUGAUUGAUAUGGAAGAAUUAGAACUUAAUAGUCACAUGGUAAGAUGCCGAACUGAUCCAACUAAGUGGCCACUUAAAGAAAUACCUCAACAAUUUUUAUUUAAAAAUAAUUUAAAUGCACAACAUCCAUUAUAUGCUCAUCCCAUGGGACCGCCUACAAUUGUUCCACUUAUUUCUCCAGACUUAAUGGUGAAAAAUCUACCUGCACCUCCUCCUCCGCCAAGCAUACACAUAGUUUCUGAUCCCCAAGCUGCCAUGAAUCUUAAUCCUGAUGUCCCAGAAUUCGUUCCAAGGAAUGGCCCCAUAGAAUCGAAGACUGAAGAGAACUGUGAUACAAAUGACUGUGAACAAACAAAAUUAAAAGAUACUCCUUUUACCAAUGAUGGUGAACUUAUUGAAACGCCCAAUAAAUCUAAUGGCCAACAUUCAAAAAUUGCUAAUUUAAAGUCUGAUACAAUCAAAGAAGAAUCCAAUGAUAAUAAAAGUGAAUCUGUUGAAGUUUUAGAUGAUAAAGAAUCGUGGAAAGAAGUUAAAAGACGCUCAAAACCUAAACAUAAUGCUGCCAUAACAUCAGAAACACAAAAUGUUGCAUCUAAUGUAUCUAAACGCAAUUUUCCUGAGAAUCAAAGUGAUACUCAUACAUCAAGUUCAUGGGAUCUUGGAUUUCAGUUUGAUGAAGAUCUUGCUGUUGUACCAUGUGGAAAAAUAAAUAAAUUUAAUGAAGAUCCAAUUGGUUCGGAUAGUGAUGAAUCUGAUUAUGGAGAUAAAGAUGAUUUUGAUGAUAAAGAUAUUGACAAACUCAUGAUAAUUACACAAAAAAUGAUAAGUCGCCCUCAAAAGAUUGAAGAUCGAUCGCAUGAUAGAACAACUCGUGUAAAAAUGACUCAAGAUCUAGAACAUGCUAUUGACUUAGGUUUAAGAUUGUAUGAAGAAGACUUGUGGCAUACAAAUUCUACGAACCAAACAUCGUCCUACAAAACUGUAAAUGUUGUUACACAAGAGGUUUUUGAAAGGCUUGUACCAAAAGCUCCAAAGAAAGUCAAUCAAAUUCCUCCACCACCACCACCUUCUCUAAAUGUUGAUAAUUUAACUGAAAUAAUGGAAUCUACUGAAAGAAAAGAAAUUGAAAAUAAACAAGUAAAAACUCAUACUGCAACACAGACUAAAACUAAAGUGAAAUUUGACCUACAAAAGCCAAAUCGUCGUCACUUCUAUGGAGAUAUUGAUGAAUCUGGAAAUAGAAAACGAAGUCGUUUUAAUGCGGAUAGUGAACAUCAUGUAGGUUGGGUGUUGGACUCUCGUGCUCAUUCUAGACCUCGUACAACAUCAUUUGGUAGUGGAACAUUAGGCACUAGUCCUAGCCCAAGUGAUGGUUUUCUAUCUAGCACACCUCAAUCAUUGCCAACUUUUCAUCAUCCUUCUCACGCAUUGCUUAUGGAAAAUAAUUUUACUCAACAAGCAUACCAUAAAUAUCAUUCACGUUGUUUAAAAGAGAGAUCUAGACUUGGGCCAGGAAUGUCUCAAGAAAUGAAUACGUUAUAUAGAUUCUGGUCAUUUUUCUUGCGGGACAAUUUUAAUAAGAACAUGUAUAAAGAGUUCCAAACUUUAGCUGUAGAGGAUUCAAAUAAUGGUUUCAGGUAUGGAUUGGAAUGUUUGUUUCGUUACUAUAGCUAUGGCCUUGAAAGGAAAUUCCGACCAGAAUUAUAUAAAGAUUUCCAAGCAGAAACUAUAAGAGAUCAUGAAAAUGGCCAACUUUAUGGUUUGGAAAAAUUCUGGGCUUUUUUGGAGUAUUACAAGUAUAGUAAAACACUUCAAGUAGAUUCCAAGUUAAAGCAAUUUUUAAGUAAAUUUAAAACAAUUGAAGAUUUCCGGAAAGCAGAAGAGCAAUUACCUAAAAGUGAAGGUUAUUUGGAUGCAUCUAUGCGAAAAAUGGCACGCAUGAAACGCCACCGUAGUUAUUCUGAAAAUUCUACUCUUGAUACUUUGAAAAUUGCAACAGAUGUUAUAACAAGGCCAUUAAAUAUUACUUCUAAUGUUCCAUCAACUAAUGAUGAAAAUUGGCGUAAAAACUCUGUAUUACCUAGAAGAAGAUAUUUAUCUGUUGGUGAGAAAUCAGGAGACUCUAAAGGUCCUAGAAUCACAAAGGUAACAUUUGAAUUAAAUAAAAAAGGAUCAUCAACAAUUGAAGAAAACUCAUCUGAGUCGCCAAAAUUAAAGUAAUGCCUUACAAUAUCAUUAAGAAAAUCAUGUUAUUUUUUUAACAUUAAUAAAAUAAAUGUAUAGUAAAACACAAAAAAAAAAUAAUUUUGGACAUUUUAGAUAUUUUUAAAUUUAGUUUGUUAUGUUAUUUAUCAAGAUUAUUGACUUGGGUUUAAUAUAUAUUUUUAAACAAAAAACUUGAUUAGCUAUUUCAUGUAUGCAUAUAAACCAAGACAUUUUAAUAUAUAUAUAUAUAUAUAUAUAUAUAUGUAUACAUUUAUAAUGCUCAUAUCUGAGUGCAUUUAUAUUUUAAAAGUAAAUUCUUAUAUUGACACCAAUAGUUAUUAAUUAUAAAUGUGUAAUUGUAAUGCUUACUUUACAUAUAUUACUUACAACUUAUUAAAUAAUUUUGGUGAAGACUGAUCAUUGUGUUUUGUCUUUUUAUUUCAAUAUUAAUUUCUUCAUUUUCCAUUCAAAAAUUAAUCUACCAUAUUUUAUUUAUUUUACUCUAAUGCUUAUUGUGAAACACUAGUCACAUGGUUUGCUAAUUACUAAGUUUAAUAUCAAGUAAAACAAAUAAAAAUGUUUGAUGAGUCUUUGAUACCUAACAUAACAAUUACUUAAAAAAAAGAAAAAUAAGUAUUUAAGGACAGAAAUUUUAUUUUAUGUAAUAAUUUCUUUAAUAAUAUUAUGGAAAGUUUAUUUAGUGUGAUAGUUUUUUAAUAUUUUAACAAUUGUAUUGUAUAAAGUGUGUUGCUUAAUUUAAUUAUUUUGUUAAUACUAUUAUUUUAGUGAUAAUGUUAGCAUUUAAAUUUCAUAACAUUAUUUAAGAACUAUAAUAUUAGUUUAUGGGAAUGGGAUUAGAUAUCUUGUAUUUUAUUUUAUUGUUCCAAAUCUUGGAUUUUAAAUAAAAAAAAUCUAAUAGUUUAUGUCUAUUGCCAUAUAAUUAAAAAAUAAUAAUAUAUAUAUAUAUAAACUAUAAUUAAAGUCAAGUCUUUGAUUGUUUAAUACUUAAAAGUGCUCACAGGGUUUCUUUUUAUUUAUAAUCAAUAAAUUCAAAAGAUUGAGAUAAUAGUAUAUAUUUAAAUUAAUAAUAGUUUUCAUAUUGUUUGUCAUACAAUUUGGAUUAGUUAUUCUAUUUUUGGUAUGUCUAAAUUGAAUUACUGAAUAUGUAUGUAAUCAUUUGAAAAAAGUAAUAAUUUUUUUGUAUUACCUAACAUUUUUAAUAAAUAAUUAUGUAAAAAAUAUAUUUAUAUUUUGCUUUAAACAAUACUUUAAUUUAGAAACCAUUAUAUAUGUUAUUAUUGUUUUCUUUAUCUUUUGAAUUUCCCAUAUUUCUUGAAAUUGAGUUAAAAUUUGUCAAAUCAAAUUUCUAAUGAUUGUGUUCAUCUUUUAAUUUUUAGAAAUAUAAUAUGUUUAAUCUGAUUGCAGUUUAAAGAGUAUAGCUAAUUUAUAUCGCAUAUUGUAUUUUCCAAUAUUUUUUAAGUAUUUUUAAAGUAGGAUAAAUACACUUGUUUUUUUCUUAAAGUAUAUGUAUAAUUAUUAAAUGAUAACAACUGAAGUUUGAAUCCAAAUUUAAAGCCCUUUUUAAAAUAUAUUUUUAAUAAAUAAAAAUAUGUUAUAAUUAAAUUACCCAAAAUGUUUGUGAUUAAAAUUAUUAUACUUAAAAUUUAAUUUGGGUGAUUAUUAUACAUAACUUUAAUUAAAAUAUAUAUAAUUAGUGUAUAUCAUAAUUAAGUGUUUAAGUUUGUUUGAUUGCUACUUUGCUAAUAAUAACAGUGUAUAUAUAUAUAUAUACUGUUAUAUAAUAUUAUAUUUAUUAUAAUAUUUAUAAUUAUUAUUAAUUUGUUCAACAACAUAAUAAACUAUAUUGUUCUGUGUAUAAUCUUAUCAAAAUAUAAUUAUUUUAUUUUGAAUA
Rhopalosiphum padi (bird cherry-oat aphid) is the source of this 6094-nucleotide messenger RNA. It is a transcript of the gene larp, whose product is annotated as la-related protein 1B. Gene Ontology annotation, cellular component: cytosol; cytoplasmic stress granule. The transcript is spliced from 20 exons. The record is from RefSeq and is a predicted model, not a curated record. NCBI's taxonomy places the organism in Eukaryota, Metazoa, Arthropoda, Insecta, Hemiptera, Aphididae. The coding region runs from base 649 to 4197 and encodes 1182 amino acids. Gene Ontology annotation, molecular function: RNA cap binding. Gene Ontology annotation, biological process: positive regulation of translation; mRNA stabilization.